Messenger RNA from Opisthocomus hoazin, 1737 nucleotides. The record is from RefSeq and is a predicted model, not a curated record. Lineage: Eukaryota; Metazoa; Chordata; Aves; Opisthocomiformes; Opisthocomidae.
AUGGCCCUCUGGCCUAUCAACUGUUUAUCCCAGUUUUGUGUCAUCAGCAAACUUUCUGAGAGUACACUGUGCCCCAUCGUCCAGAUCACUAAUGAAAUGUUAAAAGGGAUUGAACCUGGUGUUCACCCCUGGGCAAACACGUAUCUCUUUAUGGUGCAAGCUCGUGGUAUAAUGUUGAGAGAAAAUGUAAAAACAAUAGGACACAUGAUCAGAUUGUACACUAACAAAAAUACUACACUGAAUGGCACAGAUUAUCCUGAAGGAAACAAUUCUAGUGACUGUGUGGCUCAAACAACAAUGUAUCUUCCAGAAAACUUCACUUACUCUCCUUACCAGGCUUGUCCAGAGAAGCUGCCUUACAUGAGAGGCCUUAUCAAUGUCAAUAUGAGUGAAAUUAGUUUUGAUGAAAUACAGCAACUGUUUUCAAAAGAUUUAGACAUUAAACCAGGGGGACACUGGAAACCAAAAGACUGUAAGCCACGAUGGAAGGUGGCAAUUCUUAUUCCUUUUCGGAAUCGCCAGGAACAUCUUCCAAUUUUUUUCCGUCAUCUGAUACCUAUGUUGCAGAAGCAGCGGCUGGAAUUUGCCUUCUAUGUUGUUGAACAGACAGGUACACAACCUUUUAAUCGUGCAAUGCUCUUUAAUGUCGGCUUCAAAGAGGCUAUGAAGGAUGCUGUUUGGGACUGCAUAAUAUUUCAUGAUGUGGAUCACUUACCUGAAAAUGACCGAAAUUAUUAUGGAUGUGGAGAAAUGCCACGCCAUUUUGCAGCAAAGCUGGACAAAUACAUGUACAUUCUUCCAUACAAUGAGUUCUUUGGUGGUGUAAGUGGCCUGACAGUAGAACAAUUCAAGAAGAUCAAUGGGUUUCCAAAUGCCUUUUGGGGAUGGGGUGGAGAAGAUGAUGAUCUUUGGAACAGGGUUCACUACGCUGGAUACAAUGUAACAAGACCAGAGGGAGAUUUAGGGAAGUACAAAUCCAUUCCUCAUCAUCACAGAGGUGAAGUCCAGUUUUUAGGACGAUAUAAACUUCUGAGGUAUUCCAGAGAACGUCAGUAUAUUGAUGGGUUGAACAAUUUAAUAUAUACUCCUAAAAUACUUGUCAGUAGGCUGUAUAAAAAUAUAACUGUUAAUCUCAUACCAGAACUUGCUCCUGUUAGAGACUAUUGAUGGAAGUGGGUGACAAGCUACCCUACUAGAAUAAACUUUUAACACUGGAAGCUACUAAUAGACACUGUAAGUCAUAACAAAACCAACAAACAGCAGCUUAGAAUUAGACGAUUUUGACCAUUUGGGAUGAGAAGUGAUUGAGUGUACCAUGCAUUUUGUUCUGAAGGAAAAGCCAGCAGCUACCACUCAGAUGUUUACAGCAUGAGACUACUGUUCAAGCCUUCAUUCUUCAUAUUCUCUGUCUUAACCACUCAAGUAAAUAAACUGCAGAAAACAGUCUUGUAGCUUCUCUGGAAGUAGGGAUAGAGGCCUCUUCGUCAAGGAAUUUUUUAUACCAAACCACCCCCCCCCGAUAUUUAAAUGAAUGCUUUUCUGUAUUUUUAAAAUGUGUUUUGUAAAUAUGUGAUGUAAAUUAAUGUGUGUACAUUGCUUUUUAAAUAGCUCAAUAUUUUAUGCUUCAGUAUGUAUUUGAGUGUGUUCUCGUUUGAAUUCUAUAGGAAUGUUUUUAUUAGCAUGAAAGAACAAGUAAAAUGUAAGUAUGCUUAAAAAAAGGUUAUACCUUACGUGAAA